Messenger RNA from Rhinopithecus roxellana (golden snub-nosed monkey), 1326 nucleotides. RefSeq names its product cilia- and flagella-associated protein 65-like. The record is from RefSeq and is a predicted model, not a curated record. NCBI's taxonomy places the organism in Eukaryota, Metazoa, Chordata, Mammalia, Primates, Cercopithecidae.
AUGUCACAGGACCCACUGUUCCUGGACCUGAUGGGGACCUGCCACUCAGACACCACUAAGCCAGCCAUCCUGAAGCCUCAGCACCUCACCUGGUACCGUAUACACCUGGCCCGGGGCCUGACGCUCUACCCCCCUGACAUCCUGGAUGCCAUGCUGAAGGAGAAGAAGCUGGCGCAGGACCAGAACGGGACCCUCAUGAUUCCCAUCCAGGAUCUGGAGGACAUGCCGGCCCCGCAGUACCCUUACAUCCCCCCUAUGACCGAGUUCUUCUUCGACGGCACCAGCGACAUGACCAUCUUCCCCCCACCCGUCAGUAUAGAGCCUGUCGAGGUAGACUUUGGUGCCUGCCCAGGGCCUGAGGCCCCCAACCCUAUACCCCUGUGCCUGAUGAACCACACCAAGGGCAAGAUCAUGGUUGUCUGGACGAGGAGGUCUGACUGCCCCUUCUGGGUGACCCCAGAGACUUGUGACGUGCCCCCUCUCAAGUCCAUGGCCAUGCGCCUGCACUUCCAGCCGCCUCACCCCAACUGCCUUUAUGCGGUGGAGCUCGAAGCCUUUGCCAUCUAUAAGGUGUGUGCACACAAUGAGAGGGAGGAAUGCGGGGUCUCUGCUGGGAGCCUGAACGGCUGGGUAGGGUGGCAGGGAGUGACUGAGGGCGGCUUCGGGCUCCAUCCUCUGCAUGCCAGGCUUUCUGUUGGCUGGACAGCGGCCCCUAUGGGUUUGUCUCCUCCAAAGCUCCUGGCCCAGCUAGGUCCAUCUGAUUUUCUCAUUCUUAUGGAGGCCCUCCUGUCUGUGUCCAGUGUCCUGCAGAACUACAGUAAUAUUGAGGAGGACUGUACCAUGUGCCCAUCCUGGUGCCUGACGGUGCGGGCGCAAGGCCACAGCUAUUUCUCUGGCUUUGAGCACCACAUCCCCCAGUAUUCCUUAGAUGUCCCCAAGCUAUUUCCGGCAGUGUCCUCCGGUGAGCCCACCUACCGCAGCCUGCUCCUGGUCAACAAAGACUGCAUGCUGCUGACCUUCAGCCUGGCCCCCCAGAGAGGCUCAGACGUCAUCCUUCGGCCCACCUCAGGCCUUGUGGCACCCGGGGCCCACCAGAUCUUCCUCAUCUGCACCUACCCCAAGGGCAGCUCCUGGAAGCAGCACACAGUUCUACCUGCAGUGCAAUGCUUCCCCCCAGUAUCUCAAGGUAGGAGGCAGAGGACCUUGCCUGUCCACCCCGUGGGGUCCGAGGCCAAGAAAGAGGGUGCAGAGAACCCAGAGGAAGGAUCUGGGGGAGCAAGACACCUGCAGGUGGUAGAGGGAUAUUUGGGGCCAGGCCAGCAAUAG